AUGGACUGGACUGGAGGCACUCGUCGCCGGUUCGCCGCGAAGGGCAAAGGUAAUGGCAUUUUGCGAAAGCAGAAAGCUCAUUUUGCCAAAGUCCGAGCCGGAGAACACCCUACCUUGACAGGGCGCCUGCGCGAGGGCUCUGCCACAAGACAAAUUCGGCCAUCGAUGCUUGACCCGAAUGGCAUCAACGACGAAGAGACCCCCCGAAGGCAGUCUCGCUCGCAAGGUUCGGGCGUGGCUCGUCCAAAGGUGGGACAUGGACAAGCGGCGACUUCGCGGCGGUUCCCCUCACCUGCGCCGCGUCGACGCGGCCGUAUGCCUGGUAUCACGAAACAUCCGCGAGCGGAGACCGCACUUGAUGAGGAGUCAAAACGAACGACAGCUCGUCAGCAGCUACUUGCUCGCUCUGACUGGCUGGGACUUGAAGUCACGAGGCCUGUCAAGAUGAAGUUUCCAUCGAAUCGAGAGCAGGAUCGUGUCGGUAAAAGGCGAAAGAUCGAGAAGCAACACAUACGCAAGACCAUACCUGCGGAGAAGCAGGUCUUUUCACAUAUCGACGGAAUCAAGACACGCGUACUCGAACCGGAUUCGGUCUCAGUCGAUGACAACAUUCGCAUCAGAAUCGGCACGGAUGCUUUCGCGAGUCAGACGCAAAGGUCUCGUCUCUUUUGCACACCUCCCAACCCGAGCCUUGCACCACCUUCCACGGCUUUCUCCGAUGAAUCCAUGCUAUUAGAUGCUCAAAGCUAUGCAUCGGAGGCUCGAUUCAAUAGGCAAGUCGGUGCUAAGCAACUUCAACCACAAGCAGGUGGGCACUGGCAACAUUCAUCUGUCGAAUUUGAAAGUUUCCCUCCGCACGCUGUGCAAGCUGAUGCUGAGCAAAGUCAGCGAGCUUGUUCCGAGGCGUCCUUUGAAAGCCUGACAAAUCGCGAGCCAUGUAGCCCAGGUCUGCCUACCAUCGAGGGUACUUUCUCGUCAGAAGAGCAGUGGUCACUGCAACAAAUGGAUCAAUUGGUAUACCCGACGAUGUUGGAUGACGGACAAGAUACUGCACAUUAUGGCAGAGCUGAACCCCGGCAACUGGUACCGAGAGAUGUGGAGGACGAAGAGCAAGAGGUCAAUGGAGAUGAAGUCGAAGCUGAAUCUGAAGCCGAAGACGACGAGCUCUUAUGGAAGCGGAUGAUGCACAUAAAGCAGACCGAGUCCAGUGACGCCUCCGUGGUUGCCGUGAGAUCUUCGAGUGAGCAUUUGACUCAGCCGACGGAGGUUCUCAACACAGACGAGGAGCCUGCCAACGAGUUGAGUCACCGCAUAUAUCAAGACAACCGUGCGAUUGAGCGACUCGACUACACAGCGGCCGAAAUCCCCAGGUCGCCGUUGAAAAAGGCAGUGCAGGAGAAUCUACCCGAGCGUCUGAACUUCAUCUCGAACGACAAUGAAGAAGACGAGGACGAGGACGAGGAUGACCUGUGGAGAAAGUUCGUUCUCGGCAGCACGAGCACUCAAGACUCCUCACUCGCAGGGAGGCGGCGACAGGCCGCAAGUGAUACGGAAAGCAUCUUGCCCAUACUCAAGCCAACUUCAUGUCCGAGCGAGGAACACCUGCGUUCCGAUCGUGCGACGCUUGGUGGUUCGGUGUACCAUGUCGGGACUCAACCUGACAACAUUUCCCAAGCCCGCCAAAGCGACUCUCGAACCGACUCAUCUUCGGAAGGACAGACCAACACCUCGAUGGUCGACCACACCACAACUCUGCGUUCCGAUCGCGCGACACUUGGUGGUUCAUUAUACGAUACCGGGACUCAACAAGACGUCACCUCCCACGCCGUUUCCACCGACUCGUCCUCUGAACGCCAGACCAACACCUCUAUGAUCGGCCACGCAACUACUGCCGGUCCCGCAAAUGAAGACAUUGAUGAAGACGAUGAAGCAGAGGUUCCACCGCCACGCACAUACUCCCGUCCAAGCAGGCCACCAGGCUCAAAGCUCGACCCUAGGAGAUUCAAGCAGUCUAGGAAGCGAGCUCCUUACGCUCCACUGCCUCGUGUCGUGCCCCGUUUCUUGCCGACGAUUUCGACUGCCACUACGCCUGCUACCAAGUCGCCUUAUGAUUUGAGUGACAGCCUCUCGUUUUGA
Messenger RNA from Zymoseptoria tritici IPO323, 2136 nucleotides. RefSeq lists its product as uncharacterized. Bases 1 to 2136 code for a protein of 711 amino acids. The record is from RefSeq and is a predicted model, not a curated record. The transcript has a single exon. Lineage: Eukaryota; Fungi; Ascomycota; Dothideomycetes; Mycosphaerellales; Mycosphaerellaceae.